UCGAUCAUUUUACACAUGUCUGGUGGUUUACUACCAACCCAAUCAAGAAAAAGCACAGUUCCUAUGGCAUUUCUUUCAAGUUUGUUGAAAUCUGCAAUAGCAGCAUCAGCAUCAACAUCUUGUAGAUCUGAUUUGGAGAGGCGGAUUGGCCUGCAACUGGACCAAGCUAUUAUUGAAGACAUUCUUAUUCCUACAAAUCUGGACGGAAACAAUCACUGCCCGUUGUAUGACACAGAUUCAGUCCUGAGGAUUUUCUCUAUUUUCUUGAAUCUUGAUGAGGAUGAUGAAGAGGAUAAUCAUCCAAGGGAUGAAAGCGAGAUGGUUUAUGACUUUGACAGCCUUGGAUCCCCAGAGCAAAGCUCGAUAAUUAAGGUGUCGAAACUCUUGGACAAUUAUCUUGCGGAAGUAGCAUUGGAUUCAAACUUGACUCCAUCAAAGUUCAUAGCACUAGUAGAAUUACUUCCAGACCAUGCUCGUAUGGUCUAUGAUGGACUAUAUCGAGCCGUAGAUAUCUUUCUCAAGGUUGGAGAUGUGAUUUUUGUGCUAAAAGAACUGUGCAAAGACAUGGUUGAUGUCUCGAAUAUGGGUUAUAUGGAGCAUGCGAUGGCGGAAAGGGGAAAUUAGGCAUC
This is a messenger RNA of Olea europaea var. sylvestris, 629 nucleotides long. Its product is annotated as BTB/POZ domain-containing protein At1g03010-like. NCBI's taxonomy places the organism in Eukaryota, Viridiplantae, Streptophyta, Magnoliopsida, Lamiales, Oleaceae. The transcript is spliced from 2 exons. The record is from RefSeq and is a predicted model, not a curated record. The coding region runs from base 16 to 624 and encodes 202 amino acids.